AUGCGAUCCAGCAUCCCAGCGGCUGCAUGGCCACGUGGAAGAGGCGGUGUUGCACCCCAAAUCAUUGCUGGAAGGGUGUCCCCAGAGGCAGCAGAGAUACCCACAUGCACACCGUCAGAAAUGGAUAUGCAUUUAGACUCCCGGAAAGCAUCGCUGCCAUCGGCCCUUGGCAUGGGCGGCGAGGCCAGGCAGUUGGGUGAAGAUGAGUUCCACUCGGAGUUUCCUGGAGCCCACUACUGCUCCUCUGACUUCUUUGAGGGGCCGCAGAAGUUUCAUCGAGAAGUGGUCCAAGCCUACAUAUCUAGGUUUCAACUGCAGCUGAAGCAGAACGAGCGGUUCAUUGAGGAUGCGCAGGCCCGGGUCACCAACGCAGAGCGCCUCUGCGCCCGGCUGCAGCGCGCCGCCCUGACAGCGCAGCGCGAGAGCGAGGCGGCAGUGAUCCGGGCCGAGGCGGACGGCGGACAGCUGAGGGCAUUCCGGGCAGGGAACGAAACGGUCUUCCCAUUGCCCUGGAAAGGUUUGCAGCACAAGCGCCCGAUCGGCGCCCACGACGAUGUGGAUCUGCUGCGCCAGCGACAAGGUGUGCUCGAGGCAGAGAGGGCGAGCCUCUCGGCCGAGCUGCGGCAGCACCGCGAAGAUGCGGAGGAGCUGGCUGCAAAGUCCGUCGCUGCCCGACGCCGUGAGCUGCAACUGCGCUCCAAGUUGGAGGCGGCGAGGCAGAGGUGCACAACUGAGAAGCGCGAGAUCGAACAGCGGCACGCCAAGGAGCGCGAGGCUUUUGUCCACGAGAUGCAGGCGGAGCUCGAGGCAGUCGCUGCUGCAACUGAAAAGGAAGUUGCGAUGCUGACUGCACAACACGAAGAGGAGGUCCACAGCCUCCGCAGAGCGGAAGCCGCCGCGUCCCAUCGCCACAGCGACGGGGCCUCGAGAAGCGAGGCAGCCGCUGCAGAGUCGGCAGCGAGGUUGCAGGAGACCCAGUCCCUUCGCCGGCUAUGCGAGAACUCCUCCGGUGAGGUUUCGAGGUUGUCUGCCGAGCUGCGAGCGAUGCAGGCAGCCGGCUUUGACCUCCAGGUGCGCUGUGGAAGUGUUUCGGAAGGCCAGGACAGCGCCGACAGCGAGGUGGAAAGAGAGACCGACUUCUUCCGCGCACGCUGCGAGUCUAUCGAAAGGCACAGGGCGGAUGCCGUGAGCCACCGCGCGUGCAACUUGUCCGCCUGGCUGGGAGGCGUUGCGCGCGAGCACUGCGCGCUGCCUCGAGGCCGCAUGGAGGGUCUGUGA
Symbiodinium sp. CCMP2456 is the source of this 1278-nucleotide messenger RNA. The record is from the annotation of a GenBank genome assembly. Lineage: Eukaryota; Dinophyceae; Suessiales; Symbiodiniaceae.